AUGAAUAAGGAACUUGAGGCUCUUGAAUUAAAUGUUACUUGGGAAUUGACUACUUUACCUCCUAAUAAGACUGCUAUUGGGUGCAAAUGGGUUUAUAAAACCAAAUUUAAGCCCAAUGGAUAUAUUGAGAGAUGCAAUGGAAAAGUAGUAGCUAGAGGGGAUAAGCAGAUUUCCGGUAAGGACUACAAACACACUUUUAGUCCUGUUUUUAGUCCUGUGGCAAAACUGACAACUGUUAGGGUCAUCAUUAGGGAUGUCAGUAGGGCAGGUCAAGAUAUACAACAGUUGGAUAUAAACAAUGCUUUUUUGCAUGGUUUUCUUGAUGAGGAGGUUUAUAUGACACCUCCACCUGGAUAUAAAAAGGAAAAACCAGGUCAAUCAAAACAGAAUUAUUUUAUGUUUGUUUUGGCAAGGGAUGGUGAAUUUACAGUAGUAGUGGCUUAUGUUGAUGAUUUGUUGCUGACUGGCAGUAAUUCAUUGAUAAUUCAUGCAUUAAAGGCAGAUUUACAUUCUGCUUUUACCAUCAAAGAUCUGGAAAGCUUGAAGUAUUUUCUUGGUAUUGAAGUAUCUAGAACUGAUGCUGGAAUUCUCCUGAAUCAAAUAAAAUAUAUUCUGGAUCUUUUGAAGGAUCAUAAUAUAAUGAAUUGUAAUCAUGCUCUCUUUCCUUUUCCUAAAGGGAUGAAGCUAAGUAAUUUUGAAGGAGAUAUGUUCGAAGAUCAUGAAUUCUACAGAAGGUUAAUUGGUAAACUUCUGUAUCUGAAUAUGACUAGACCCAAUAUUUCAUAUUCAGUUCGACAGCUAAGUCAAUUUUUGGGUGCUCCAAGGGUUCAUCAUCUAGCUGCAACAAUUCAUGUUCUCAUAUAUAUGAAAGGCUCACUCAAUAUGGGUUUGUUUUAUCCUGCUACUUCAGGUCUGCAUUUAUCAGCUUUUAGUGAUGCUGAUUGGGGAGCUUGUGAUGAUUCAGACAGGUCUCUUACAGGUUAUUGUUCAGGCCUAAUCAAGUUGAAGCAUGUUUCUUCAGGCCAGCAACUUGCUGAUAUCAUGAGCAAACCUCUUGGUUCUGAUCAGUAUAGAGCACUAUCUUCUAAGAUUGGUCUUGUGCAGCAAAGUUCAGCUCAAGAAUGGUCUGUGUUGCCUGUCCCCAGUCAUUCUUGA
This is a messenger RNA of Chenopodium quinoa (quinoa), 1155 nucleotides long. RefSeq lists its product as uncharacterized. The transcript has 4 exons. The coding region runs from base 1 to 1155 and encodes 384 amino acids. The record is from RefSeq and is a predicted model, not a curated record. Lineage: Eukaryota; Viridiplantae; Streptophyta; Magnoliopsida; Caryophyllales; Amaranthaceae.